Bufo bufo (common toad) is the source of this 3200-nucleotide messenger RNA. It is a transcript of the gene MAP2K7, whose product is annotated as mitogen-activated protein kinase kinase 7. Gene Ontology annotation, molecular function: protein kinase activity; ATP binding. NCBI's taxonomy places the organism in Eukaryota, Metazoa, Chordata, Amphibia, Anura, Bufonidae. Bases 50 to 1351 code for a protein of 433 amino acids. The record is from RefSeq and is a predicted model, not a curated record. The transcript is spliced from 12 exons. Gene Ontology annotation, biological process: protein phosphorylation.
CGCGCAUGCGCCUUGGGCUGUUUGUUUAUUAUUAGUGCGCGGAGGGAAGAUGGCGGCGUCCUCCCUAGAACAGAAACUCUCUCGUCUGGAGGCGAAGCUCAAGCAGGAGAACAGAGAAGCGAGAAGGAGGAUCGAGCUGGAGAUCAGCCCGCAGCGUGCCCGGCCCAUUAUUCUCAUCACUCUAAGCCCCACGCCCGCUCCAUCCCAGAGAGCAGCUUUACAACUUCCUCUAGCCAAUGAUGGACACACUCGUCCUGACAACCCCACACACCAUCACACGUCCUUGCCAGUCCGACCACGGCAUAUGUUGAGCAUACCGCAAUCCAACUACCUGACACAGCGGAGCUUGGAGAGCACUGAAAUUGACCAGAAGCUGCAAGAAAUUAUUAAGCAGACUGGGUAUCUUGUAAUUGAUGGGCAGAAAUACCAGGCAGAUAUCAAUGACUUGGAAAAUUUGGGUGAAAUCGGCAGUGGGACGUGUGGACAAGUCUGGAAGAUGAGAUUUAAGAAGACUGGACACGUCAUUGCUGUGAAGCAAAUGCGUCGUUCUGGUAACAAGGAAGAGAAUAAAAGGAUCUUGAUGGACCUGGAUGUGGUGCUGAAGAGCCACGACUGCCCUUACAUUGUCCAGUGUUACGGCACCUUCAUUACAAAUACAGAUGUGUUCAUCGCGAUGGAGCUGAUGGGGACAUGUGCAGAAAAGCUGAAGAAGAGGAUUCAGGGGCCCAUCCCAGAGAGCAUCCUGGGAAAGAUGACGGUAGCGAUUGUGAAUGCUUUGUACUAUCUGAAGGAAAAGCAUGGCGUCAUACACAGGGAUGUCAAGCCUUCCAAUAUUUUGCUGGAUGCCAGUGGACAGAUUAAGCUUUGUGACUUCGGCAUAAGCGGUCGCCUAGUGGACUCCAAGGCCAAAACCAGAAGUGCGGGUUGUGCUGCUUACAUGGCGCCUGAGAGAAUUGAUCCUCCGGAUCCAACGAAACCAGACUAUGACAUCCGAGCAGAUGUGUGGAGUCUUGGGAUCUCAUUGGUGGAGUUGGCAACAGGGCAGUUCCCCUACAAGAACUGCAAGACAGACUUUGAAGUUCUCACCAAAGUUCUUCAAGAAGAACCUCCAGUUCUCCCCCAUAAUAUGGGCUUUUCACCUUUCUUUCAGUCUUUUGUCAAAGAUUGUCUUACUAAAGAUCACAGAAAGAGGCCAAAGUACAAUAAGCUUCUGGAGCACCCAUUUUUGCGUCAGUAUGAGACACAGGAGGUAGAUGUAGCUUCCUGGUUCCAGGACGUCAUGGCUCAGACAGAGUCUCCAAGAAGCAGCACCGUCCUCAGUCCCCAAAAUCUAUCUUUUUUCAGCAGGUAGCAUCUGGCAUGGGAGGGGAGGACUGCCCCCUCCCCACCAUCAUCUCCAGAUGUGGCUUUUAGACUCAAAAAUGGAUAAUCAUAUAUUAUGUGGUGUAUUGGGGAUUUUUCUGAACUUUCUUCCCGCAAGGGGAGGUCCACUCCCUCACCAUAUUUUUCCCCCUUUUCAACCUACCCCAAACACUUUGCAACCUGGAUUGAAGAAUCCCCUUUAUAUUAUGAGAUGUCAUCAAUCACACAUUACUGCCCUUCUUUCUUUAGGGACUCUGCAUCAGAGUUGGAAGAUUCUUGCAAGACCCCCACGUGUGGAAAGACGUACGUCUGAGCAUACCACCGUUGGUUGUUUUAUGAACUAUAUACUUUAGGCUUUCCUUCAGCAACUUUUAAGAUCUAGAAGCCUAUUCAUCUGGUCCUUAAUGAGGUUGUCACUUUCCAUGAUGGGGGUGCUCUAUAUAUAUUUAUUUAAUUAUAAACGUUUGGCAUGUCGUUGAGUCACACCACGACCACCAAGCCUUGGUUGCGAUAAAAGAAUGGACUCCGAUAUUCAGAUAUUUUAUUUUCCUGCUUCUGUUCCGUUGCCUUCAUAGCGCUACGUUAGUAUCUACUUUCUUUAGUGAGAUAAAACUAUUGGAAGACCACGAGUAAGUCUUAGGAGACAUUGCUUCUGACUAUGACAUUGAGACUUCAGUAGAAAUUGAAGAGGCUCCACUAUAGUCUCUACAAUGGAUGGCCAUCUUGCUCUUGGUGUCCUUGCCUUUAUUUAUGAACUACUUGUUAAGCUCUUCUUAUCCCUAUCAGAUAUGGCUAUGAAAUACCAAGGGUUCUUCAGGUAGGCUUUUAAUGGCCUCCAGCUUUAGCCUGAAAAUUAUCUAAUAUGUGAGCAAGAAAUUCACAGCACAGCGGAAGCAGAGCAACCUUUAGAGACUUGCUGCAGGUAGAUGUGGUGCACUGUAAUAUGCUGUGAAGACGUCUAUUUAUACGUGUAUCUGCUUAUGGUAACGGUAGUAUUUGAGGGAGAUAAAAAGAUUCUUUGGUGCUUCCACCACAAAGACUAAAAAUGGGGCAGAGGAGCGGUUCUUGCCGCUGCCCUCUGCUAGCUCAGGAUGACGUGGAUGAACCAACCAUGACUUGUAUAUGGUAUUCAUGUUUGCCGCAAGGUGAGGGACAGGUGUAAGUUAUUGAAAUCUUGGGCAUUUUUAAAAAAAAAUCCCCCCCCCCCCCCCCCCCUCCCCAAAAAAAAGAAAAGAAAGAUUGGAAAUUUGCACGUGAAAUUAGGGACAGGAACAGCAUUGUUCUAUGGCUGGUGCUACCACAGUUGAUUGCAUGUGAAGGUGGGAAAAGCGCAGAGGACGAUUUUCUAUGUGGAGGAAGUUUUUGCCAUGCGUCGUCUUGGCUACAGAGUUGAUGAUCAAGGUUCUGCGUGUCUUCAGGACUGUUCAUAUAAAUGGGUCUAUAGAUGCAGUUUUAAUGCAUUAUCCGUUAAACGCCAGAUCAAUUUGUGACUGCCUCCUUCCUAUGGGAGGGUGGAGCCAAGAGUUGUUGAAUGGGUGGGGAGGGGCUUAAUAUGACUGUACCAAAGCUACAUGGGGGGGAUUCUAUUGUGGAUUUCCCACCGGUUUUAAUGUCUGUAAUUAUAUUACUGCAGCAGUGUAGCAGCAUUGCCGUUGCACUGUCUUGUAGUGUGGGUGUGUGUAUGUGUGUUUCCUCAUUUAUUUCUCUUCCCCCAGCCCCCUCUCUUCUUUUCUCUUCUCUUUCUUUCUAUAUAUCCACUUUACUAUUCCUGUUGCAUGUGUCCAGCUGGCUUUUCUGCGGGAGGCCAUGUUUGAAAAAUAAACUCUGCUACAACACUC